AUGGCGACCGAUCGCAAUAGAGGAGCAUUAAUCAUUAUUGAAGGUGGCGAUCGAACUGGUAAAUCGACCCAAUCCAAAAUGCUGGUCGAUGCCCUUCUUGCUGAUGGCAAACAAGCAGAAUUAGUCAAAUUUCCAGAUCGUACCACACCUAUCGGCAAAUUAGCAGGUAGCUACUUGCAGAAAACUCUCGAUUUGGAAGAUCAUGCCAUCCACUUGAUCUUUUCGGCUAAUCGAUGGGAGAAAGUGCCAAGCAUCAUUGAACGCUUAGAAAAUGGCAUAACUCUAGUAGUCGAUCGCUACGCCUUUUCUGGUGUUGCUUACACAUCUGCUAAAAGGGGUUUUGAUAUUGAAUGGUGCAAGCAAAGUGAUACUGGAAUCCCCGCACCUGAUUUGGUCAUUUAUUUAACCUUGCCAGUUGAUCAGGCGACCUCACGCGACCAGUAUGGGACAGAACGAUACGAAAGUACGCAAUUUCAAAAACGUGCGGUUGAAAACUUUGAAAAGUUAAUGACGAAAAACUGGACGACCUUGGAUGCCAGUCAGUCCAUAGAUGCCAUUCAUCAACAAAUGAAAGAUUUGACUACGGAAAUUAUGCAGCAAGUUGGAACUCGGUCUAUAGAAAAGCUCUGGGUAUGA
Messenger RNA from Trichoplax adhaerens, 636 nucleotides. RefSeq lists its product as uncharacterized. NCBI's taxonomy places the organism in Eukaryota, Metazoa, Placozoa, Uniplacotomia, Trichoplacea, Trichoplacidae. The record is from RefSeq and is a predicted model, not a curated record. Gene Ontology annotation, molecular function: ATP binding; dTMP kinase activity. Gene Ontology annotation, biological process: dUDP biosynthetic process; dTDP biosynthetic process; dTTP biosynthetic process. The coding region runs from base 1 to 636 and encodes 211 amino acids. The transcript has 5 exons. Gene Ontology annotation, cellular component: mitochondrion; cytosol; nucleus.